Acanthopagrus latus (yellowfin seabream) is the source of this 6230-nucleotide messenger RNA. RefSeq names its product protein NLRC3-like. Gene Ontology annotation, molecular function: protein binding. NCBI's taxonomy places the organism in Eukaryota, Metazoa, Chordata, Actinopteri, Spariformes, Sparidae. The record is from RefSeq and is a predicted model, not a curated record.
CAGUCCUAAAUUAACGCCUUUAAAAGUGAUUGUUUGUCAGUCCUGAACCCAAAGAGAUUUAAUUUACUAUCACAGACGACCGGAAAAAAAACCACCACAUGUGAUCCAAACUUUCAAAUCACAUUAUUCACAUCAGAGUUAAACCUCAGUCUCAGAAACUGUUUGAAUCUCAGUGAGGAUGUUGAAGUUCAGCUCUUCCAGCUGAGGAGGGACUGAAAUGUCUCUCCUCCAUAUUAUCUUCACCAGAUCACCGGAGCUACCUUUUGUUGACAGGCUCAUCGUGUCUGUCUCAUCCAAACCUGGCAACUACGACCCUCACGGUGACGUACGUAACGUGGCCGGUGGGCGGGGCCAGAGAGUGACCGUUGGUACGAGUCGGACCGCGAAGAUGUUUGAAAGAAUCAAACCGUCAGUCAUCUGGAAAAGGAAAAGGAAGAAGGUUGAGGAGGCAGAACAACAAGAACAAGUGCUUUCUGAAGUGCAGAAGAUGAGUGAUCGUGUGGAGGAAGAGGAGGACGGAGCAGAGUCUGCAGUCUCCAGCUGUCUGUCUCUGAAGAGUGACCAGUCCAAAGAUUUACCUCUAACAGACUUCAGUACUGAACCUGGACCCUCAGACACACAAAAGACAGAGGGAAGUGUUUCUGUGGAGGAGCAGCCGUCCUGCUGUUCUUUGUGUCAGGACGUCCUGAAGGAUCCAGUCUCUACCAGCUGUGGACACUGGUUCUGCAGACAGUGCAUCACCUCAUACUGGGACCAGUCUGCUUCAUCAGGAGACUCCACCUGUCCCCAGUGUGGAGAAAGAUCCAGAACAAGAGCUGGACUGCAGACAGUCAGUCAGACUAACACUGCACCAACUGAUAGUGUUCUGCAGGAGGCUUUAGAUGAACAUAAGAUCAGUCUGAGGAGGAGAUGUGAACAUGUGACUGAAGGAAGUGAUGAAACAGGAAGUGAUGAAACAGGAAGUGGAACCCUCCUCAGCAGGAUCUACACUGAGCUCUACAUCACAGAGGGACAGAGUGAAGAGGUUAAUACCCAACAUGAGGUGAGACAGCUAGAGACAGCUUUCAAGAUGGAGACCCUCCAUGACACUCCAAUCAGGUGCUGCGACAUCUUUAAAGCCUCACCUGACCAACAGAGACGCAUCAGAGUGGUUCUGACCAACGGCGUCGCUGGAGUUGGAAAAACCUUCUCGGUGCAGAAGUUCACUCUGGACUGGGCAGAGGGCUCCGAAAACCAAGAUGUCAGUCUGCUGGUUCUGCUGUCGUUCAGGGAGCUGAACCUGAUCAGAGAUGAGCAGUACAGUCUUCUCAGGCUGCUCCAUGUUUUCCAUCCAACAUUACAGAAGGUGACAGCAGAGAAGCUCACUGUCUGUAAACUUCUCUUCAUCUUUGACGGCCUGGAUGAAAGCAGACUUUCACUGGAUUUCAACAACCAUGAGGUCGUGUCUGAUGUCACACAGGAGUCAUCAGUCAGCGUGCUGCUGACAAACCUCAUCCAGCUGCUUCCCUUGGCUCUCGUCUGGAUCACUUCCCGACCUGCAGCGGCCAAUCAGAUCCCUCCUUCAUGUGUCGACAGGGUAACAGAAGUACGAGGCUUCACUGACGUCCAGAAGGAGGAGUACUUCAGGAGGAGGUUCAGUGAUGAAGAUCUGUCCAGCAGAAUCAUCUCACACAUCAAGACCUCCAGGAGCCUCCACAUCAUGUGUCUGAUCCCAGUCUUCUGCUGGAUCACUGCUACAGUUCUGGACCACAUGUUGACUACAGACCAGAGAGGAGAGCUGCCCAAGACCCUGACUGACAUGUACUCACACUUCCUGCUGGUUCAGACAAAGAGGAAGAAGCAGAAGUACGAUGAGGGACGUGAGAAGAGUCCACAGGAGCUGACGGAGGCUGACAGGGAAGUUCUUCUGAAGCUGGGGAGGCUGGCGUUUGAACAUCUGGAGACAGGAAACAUCAUGUUCUACCAAGAAGACCUGGAGCGCUGUGGUCUUAAUGUCACAGAGGCCUCGGUGUACUCAGGAGUUUGUACAGAGAUCUUCAGAAGAGAGAGUGUGAUCUUCCAGAAAACAGUCUACUGCUUUGUUCAUCUGAGCGUUCAGGAGUUUCUGGCUGCAGUCUACAUGUUCCACUGUUUCACCAACAGGAACACAAAGGUCCUGGAGGCUUUUCUUGAAGACUCAAAACCAAAGUCUGUUCUUGAGAAGAUUUCCAAGUUUUUUGAUAGGGGCACUGGUGGCCAGGAGACCCGUUACCCAUCCCUGGAUGACUUCCUGAGGAGAGCCAUGGAGAAAUCCCUUGAAAGUAAAAAUGGUCACCUGGACCUGUUUGUUCGCUUCCUUCAUGGCCUCUCUCUGGAGUCAAACCAGAGACUCUUAGGACGUCUGCUGGGUCGGACAGACAACAGUCCAGAACUCAAGCAGAGAGCCAUCAACAACCUGAAGGAGAUGAACAGAGAUGACGUCUCUCCUGACAGAAGCAUCAACAUCUUCCACUGUCUGAUGGAGAUGAACGACCACUCAGUUCAUCAGGAGAUCCAAGAGUUCCUGAAGUCAGAGAACAGAUCAGAGAAGGAACUCUCUGUGAUCCACUGCUCAGCUCUGGCCUACAUGCUGCAGAUGUCAGAGGAGGUUCUGGAUGAGUUGGACCUGAAGAAGUACAAAACAUCAAAGGAGGGACGACUGAGACUGAUUCCAGCUGUGAGGAACUGCAGGAAGGCUCUACUGUAUAGCUGUGGACUCUCAGAGACUCACUGUGAAGUUGUGGCCUCAGCUCUGAAGUCCAACCCGUCCCAUCUGAGAUUACUGGACCUGAGUGACAACAGCCUGAAGGAUUCAGGAGUGAAGCUACUGUCUGUUGGACUGGAGAGUCAAAACUGUGCGCUAGAGAGUCUGAGAUUGAGAUGCUGCACUUUGUCAGAGAUCAGCUGUGCUUCUCUGGUCUCAGCUCUGAAGUCCAACCCCUCCCAUCUGAGAGAGCUGGACCUGAGUGAAAACAAGCUGCAGGAUUCAGGAGUGAAGCUGCUGUGUGAUUUUCUACAGAGUCCAAACUGUAGACUGGAGACUCUGAGAUUAAUCAGCUGCAGGUUGUCAGAGACCAGCUGUGCUUCUCUGGAGUCCAACACCUCCCACCUGAGGCUGGACCUGAGUAGAAACAACCCUAUGGGAUUCAGGAGUGAAGCUGAGACUGAAGACUGGUGACUCUGAGGUGGAAGGGGGGGUCUCUGUGAGAGAGAUGAGAAAGGUGGAGGUGUUGAGAGGAUCAGCUGUGUCCUGAUGAUCCAGAGAGGUUGAAGCAGCACCAUCAGCUGGUGGGUGGAGAGGCUCUGACUGGGCCGUGUUACUGGGAGGUGGAGUGGAGAGGAGAGCUUCAUCCAGCAGUGACUGACGGACCAAUCACAACAAGUGGAGAUGACUGUCAGUGCUGCAGUGUGAACUGCUCUGAGAUCAGCUCCACUGUCAAACACAAUGUCCAGUCCAGCAUCAUCCCUGUGUUCCUCUGGAUGUGACAGAGUAUCAUCAGUGUAUCUGGACUGCUCUGCUGCUGCUCUGUCCUUCUACACAGUCUCUGCACACACACUGACACUCCUCCACUCCUUCUGCUCCACACUCAGACACCUCCUCCACCUGGACCUCCACCUGGACCUGGAGCUUUAUUCUUUUAUUCACUCACAUAUUCUGAAGACAAAGCGCCUAUGAUGUAAUAUAUGAUGACUUUGUUUUGUUGCUGUAACUGAAGACCAUGAAAGGAAGAACGUGUUGAUUUCACUGAUGUUAUUUAGUAUUUUAUAGUUUUGUAACUUCUCAUAUGUUGGAAAUGUUGUAAAACAAACAGUGUAUAAAUAUUAAACACCAGAGUUUCAUAUUUUGGUGGUAAUGUCUUUUAUUAAUGUUCAAAUUCUGUCUUAAGAUUUUUUUCUAGUAGGAAACAAAUCUGGAUCUGUAGACUCGGUCAGCAAAGUGUCCAAAUGACAGAAUCAAAACCUCCAACAAACGAGCUGCAGAUGUUGUGACUGAGCAGCUCAGUGUGUAGAGACGCUGCCUCUGAGAUUAGAGUUUGUGGGUUUGAUCCUCAGUUUGCUCUGGUUCAGGAAACUGAUCUGGGUUGAGUUUUGAGGGCUGAAGUCCAAAUGAAAGAGUGAAAAGCUCUGAGAGAAAAGGAUUAUUUUUAACUUAACUUUUUUCUAAGAAUGAUGAAUUGUCAGUUUUUAUAGAAUUUUUGCUUUUUCUCCAAGAAAUUUCACUUUUGUCAGUUUUCCUUUGGUUUCAUUUAUUCAUCAUUGACUUUGGGAAUUCUUCCACUUUUCAGAACCUGAAUUGUUACGGAAAUGUUUUGCUCUGUUCAGAAUCUUCACUACUUUUGUAUUUGAUCUGAUUGACAGUUAAUGAUUCAUCAUUACCAUCCCCACCUCUACAUGAUGAUUGUCAAUGUUUAUUUCUGGAGAAAAGACAAAAAGCAGCAGGUCUACAGCAAAUCAUCAAAGUUUAUUUCCUGCACAUUUCAAAGCAAAUCAAAGUAGAAGCUUCUAUGAUGAAUGACAGCCCCAUCAGUUUAGAAACAAACAAAAAGCUAAACAUGAGCUCAGUUCUGUGGCACCAACCGGCUGCUGUGUGUUCACGUCUGGAUCAAGUGUUUCCUGUCCGGCUGUCUGUUGGACUCAACAACACCAACAUGCAGCAGCAGCAGCUCACAUCCAAACUCUGAGCUCAGCUUCUCACAGAACCACUGAAACGACCCAAAUCUGCAGUUCUGGAGCUCUUCAGACCUGCAGAGUGAGUCACCCUCUAGUGGUCAAAUAAAACAAACAGUGCAUAAACCCUGUUAAUCUGUCACUCAAAUAAAUUAGCUCAGUAAUUUAGCUCUCAGGUCAUCAUCCUUCAGCCAGUAUUUACACCAGUGCUUCAGCCACUUCAACAUAUUUUACAAUCUACAGACAAACAAUAGAAAACAUCGACCCAAAUUCACCUUUUGGUAAAUCAUUUGUGAUUCUGUUAAAAAGCUGCGUGAGGAGAGAAGCUGGACGUAAACAAAUGUCCAAACAGAAAAGUAGAAAACAGGCACACGUUGAGGGUUUGGAGAUCGCUCGCUUUCACGUGUUGCUGCUCUCAGGAGAGAAAUGGAACCGUUGAGCUGUUUCAUGAUGAGCCGGCCUGUUGGACGACACUGGAGGGAGAGUCCACAUGGUGACGGCCCUCAGUCCCCAGAACCUGUCAGCACCGGGGUUAAAGGGCAGGUUCGGUCCGACAUCGCUCAGCUGACUGCUCACUUUCCUGUCCACAGAUCUGAUGAUGACGUCUGGAAGUGUGUUCACAGGACCUUCAGUCCUAAAUUAACGCCUUUAAAAGUGAUUGUUUGUCCGUCCUGAACCCAAAGAGAUUUAAUUGGCCAGGAGGAGGAGAGGAUGAUUGGAUGUUCAUUUUUAGGUGAACUGUUCCUUUAAGCUGUUUCCCACCAAAUUCUAAAGUAAUCGUGCACAUUGUGUUUGAAACAAGCGCAGCACAAAACUCUCGGCAGCGUUUUUGCUCCCUCCAUGAUGAACUUCCUGUUUCUGACAAAUCCAUCAGCUCUCAGCUCUGACAGGUGAGUACUUCCUGUUCUCCUCCUCUGUGACCAGCAGCUGAAGAUCUUUGGGUUGUGGACCAAACACUCGUCGACAUCUUCACACAUUUUAUAAAGAGGAACAUCUCGAUACUUGUCAGACGAUCAACAUGAAGAUAACAAUCAUGAGCUGCAGACUUUCUGAGGAGUGUGAAGUCAGUGGUGUGAAUCUGUGACAGCGGGAUCAGACUACGUUCAGAAUCUGUGCAGCCAAAUGAGUGAAUGCAAAGUCGGACGGCAGCGUCAGAGCUCGACAACUACAACCUCAAAACUACACUGAAGAAAAAUCCAGAACAACAAGCAGCCUUUGUUAUCGAGGCUCCAUUACACAGCAGAAAGGCUGCAGCUGAACGUUUCCAGGAGCCCAAAAUGACUCUUCAGAUCGAUGAUCGUUCAGACGCCAAAACUAGUUCAGCUCACUGUCAUUUAAGACCGACACAAUGAGGAAUCAUCAUCUGAGAGGCUGGAACAGUGAUCUCCUUCAUCAACUACUCACUUGAUGUUUGUCUGUCCACUAACUGAUUAACCGAGCGACCAGCUGCUGCAGCGCGACACCAGAUGGGAGGAAACAAACAAGAACACAAGAGAAACUGACUCACAAUGAUCAGAUCAGUUUUCUUUAACACACAAACUCAA